UCUAAUCUCUAAAUUCUAACAGAUGCCAGGCACUGGGAAACGGGAGUUCCCCUGCAUUCUAUGCAAAAAACGAACAAAAAAAAAAUGAAAGGCGAGCACUGACAGCAGAACAAAAGCAGCUGGUGAAAAAAAUAGGUGUGUCUGAUCCAUCUGAUAGAGAUGUGCUUUGCACUAUAUGUAGGUUUAAAUACCACGUACAGCUGAAAAAGAAGAUGGAAAGAAAAACCGCUGCGCCGAAGGAUGGUUUAUAUUCACCGCAACAACAAGGAAACACUUCCAGAUAUGCCAGGAGUCCACCCUCGGUCACCCUUCCGCUACCAUCGUCCGCCACCAGCCAUGCCCGUUGUUUCAUCUGCAAACGACCUGGGCCUAAACUAAUUGUAGUGCCAGCAAGUGAGAGAAACUCUGUUUUUCUGCAUCAGAAUAUCCUUAUUCCUUAUGGUUCAAGGUGCUGUAUUAAACAUAUGCCAGAUGGCAGGUUUAACUCAGAGGCCCUAAAACAGAUUCCCGUUUUCUCACAAAUAUCAAACUUAAACAGGAGCUCCAUCCUCGACAUUCUACAAUACUUGCGAGAAACUGCAUUGAGGUACGAAACAUCUCGACUUGAUUUUGACCGAGAAAAUGCUUCCAAUGAUCAACAGUACACAAGUCUCACUGGUCUUAGCAAACAUUCCUUUGACGACCUGUUGUCUUAUGUCAGUAAGAUUGUUAAGAAUACCUCUGUACGCAGUGCUCGGAAUAGCCUUGGAAUUAUUCUUGUUAAGAUGAAAUCCGGCCUAUGCAACAGUAUUCUGUCCACCAUUUUCAACAUAUCGAAAGCAAGCGUACGUCGGGCUAUUCAAUCAGUGCGGAGGGCAUUAAUGGAAAAAUUUGUUCCCCAGAACCUUGGCUUUCAGCACAUUACAAGAGAAACUGUCAUUCAACAGCACACAAGACCAUUAGCUGAAUCAUUGUUUGGCGGAAUAGGAAAUCAAGCACUGUUAGUUCUGGACGGCACUUAUAUAUAUAUCCAGAAAAGCUCCAACUUCACUUUCCAAAGGAAAUCAUACAGCUUGCACAAAGGACGUCCACUUGUCAAACCGAUGGUGAUCGUCUCUACUAGCGGUUAUUAUAUCUCUGUUAUUGGACCCUAUCUUGCGAGGAACAACGACGCGGCCAUCCUCCAUCACAUCAUGAGAUCAAACAGGGAGGACGUAUUGAAAUGGAUCGAGGAGGACGACGUUUUCAUCGUCGACAGGGGAUUCAGGGACUCCGUUUCGUACCUUGAAGAACUUGGUAUUCAGGCUAUUAUGCCAGCCUUUAUGAAGAAGGGGGAGAAACAGAUGUCCACCCAAGAUGCAAACACAAGUCGUCUUGUAACUAAGAUUCGAUGGGUGGUGGAGUCGGCCAACGCUCGCAUUAAGAGAUGGAAGUUGCUUGAUUGUAUUCUACCAACAAGUCAAGUACCUUUUAUUGGCGACUUUGUCAAAAUUGUAUGCAGCAUCUCAAACAAGUAUUACCCACCACUGUCUUCAGGUGACAAGGACGGCGAUAUGGCUAUCGCAGCCAAGAUGCAGUUUCUUUCAAAACAAGUGAACCACCUUAAGGAGGAAGUUGAAUCCAAGAAACUCCACUCACGUGUAGCCAUAUGGAAAAAUCCUGCAGAUCUUGAUUCUUUGGGGUUCCCCCAUUUAGACGAGGAUGAAAUUAGGAACAUAACUUGCGGGAUAUACCAGCUCAAACUUGCCAGCAGUUAUGCAGCAGAACAUUUUCAAGACGGGAGUGAUAUCUUGAUACACAAAGAAGACCCAAGUUUGCUGCGAAUCAAAAUUCAGAGUAGACAUAUUUCAUCGAAAUCAUAUCUCCUAUGGAUCCGUUACGACGAAUCAAGCAUCACCGGAUGGUACUGUCGGUGUAAAGCCGGGGCCCGUGUGGUGGGCGUUUGUGCACAUGUCGCAGCCGUGAUAUGGUAUUUAGGACUCGGUCACUACAAAGGAUCGUUUAAAUCUGUCCAAGAUUGGGGAAGAUUCGUUGAUGACGCUACAGUUUUCCCAGACCCAGUAGACGAGUCAGAGUCAGACGAAGAUCCAGUUGAGGAGUAA
Saccostrea cuccullata (small rock oyster) is the source of this 2081-nucleotide messenger RNA. RefSeq lists its product as uncharacterized. The transcript is spliced from 3 exons. The record is from RefSeq and is a predicted model, not a curated record. Gene Ontology annotation, molecular function: zinc ion binding. NCBI's taxonomy places the organism in Eukaryota, Metazoa, Mollusca, Bivalvia, Ostreida, Ostreidae. The coding region runs from base 213 to 2081 and encodes 622 amino acids.